CAAGACAUAAUAGUUAAGAAAUUGAACAUGGAAUGUUAGUUUUCGCAUUACCAUACGCGGACAAGUGUACAACAAUCUAUAAUUACAAAUUCAUCGAUUUCCACGAAGUCGAAGACACCAAUCGGUAAAUAAAACCUAAGAUCGUAGCAACAAGCAAAUCCACGUUACAAUGGAAUCCGAACCCAGAAGCAUAAAGGUGAAACUGAUUUCGUGCAAGGACGUGAGAUCCUUCAACUUCUUCCAGAAACUCACGCUCUACGCCACCGUCUUCGUCGAGAGCGAGGACCCAAAGAGGGACCUCACGGAGGAGCAGAAGCAGCGCCAGAGAACCCUAACGCACAGAGACGGCGACGGCGACGGCAGCAACCCCGAGUGGAACCACCACGCGCGCUUCCAUCUGGCCUGGCUCCCGCGCGACUCCGCCGUCGACGAUCUCUUCCUCCGCUUCGAGUUCCGCCACGACGGCCUCAUCCUCGGCGACAAGCUCAUCGGCGAGUGCCGCGUCGCGCUCGCCGAUCUGAUCCGCGACGCCGACGCCGCCGAGCGGUUCGUCAGCUACGAGGUUCGCUCCGCCGAGGGCAAGCCCAACGGGAUCUUCAAUUUCUCCUAUAAAGUGAAAGGGCUUGGGCUUGGGCCUGGGCCUGGGCCUGGGCCUGGGAUUGGGAUUGGGAACCUCUCGUCGCAGAUUCUCGAAGGGAGAAUCUCCGGGUACCCGAUUCUCGCUCCGGAGGAUUGCGCUCCAGUUCAGUCGCACGUGCAAUAUCCCACGUGCGAAAUCCAGAACACGUGUAGCUACCCGACGGUUGCUGUGCCGGUGGGUUCCGCUGUCUAUCCCGCCGCUGCACCGCCUCCGCCGCCGGAUGUUAUGUCUUCGCCCGGCGGAGGGUAUGAUUGUUAUUAUCCACCGCCGCCUCCGCCGCCGCAUGUAGCGUAUCCGUACCCUCCGCCGCCUCCUCCGGUGGUGCAUGCUUACCCGCCUCCUUUUGGGCCGCAGGCCCAUCACUGGCCACCAGGCCCGUGUUGUGAUCGCAGGUGGUAAUAAGAGUUGGAACUUGGAAGCCCAUAUUGUCUGAAGAGUGACAACAACAGUCACAGUAGCUGUACAGUAUAUUUUACUUCUCUAUUUACCUUUUUUUUUCCCUAUUGCAUUUUUUUUAGGGUUUUUCCAUUUUUUUAAGGACUUUUUUGUUUUAAACAUUUUUUUGGUAAUAUCCCAAUUUCUUCGCCAUUUAUUGUUGUUUUGGGUGGAGCGGAAAAAUCAAGGAAUUGGUAAACAAUUUUUUUUCUUUUUAUGAAUAAAAAUUACGGAAGAAAGUUUCAAUCUA
This is a messenger RNA of Cajanus cajan (pigeon pea), 1325 nucleotides long. RefSeq lists its product as uncharacterized. The record is from RefSeq and is a predicted model, not a curated record. Lineage: Eukaryota; Viridiplantae; Streptophyta; Magnoliopsida; Fabales; Fabaceae. Gene Ontology annotation, biological process: defense response.